AUGGUGGGGAUGCCAUUUGGCACGCGCUGUACUGCUGAUUUACCCAAAACUGACAGCCUGACAGGCUCGGUUUUCGAAGCCAACCCACUUUCACCUCCACCUCCCCACGACCCUCCUACACCUCCUUACACUACGGUUCUCCUCUUCCUCCUCAUACCCCUCUCCUGCCUGCUUUCCUGCCCGCCUGCCUUCCGGCCCCUUCGGACCGGGAAAAGUCAACCGCGCCUGACAGCUCUGACGGGUGUGACAUGCCGCGCGUGCACACGCGCCUUCUGCUGCACACACACGCAUGCACCAGCCCAAUGCUGCUGCUAUGGCUCCCGUUCUCGCUUUCGCUUUCUCACUUGCGCUCUCUUUCCAUCGGCAGCUUGA
Messenger RNA from Hydatigera taeniaeformis, 372 nucleotides. Lineage: Eukaryota; Metazoa; Platyhelminthes; Cestoda; Cyclophyllidea; Taeniidae. The record is from the annotation of a GenBank genome assembly.